AUGUGGUAUCGUUAUAUAAUUGGUGUUAAUCUCAUACUCAUUACUUAUAUUCUUUUAUACCAUUUUCACGAUCAUGCAUCUUUGGCGAUUAAUCUAUUAUUUUAUAGUUUUUCAAAAAUAUAUCAAAAUAAUCAUCAUACUGCAAUUAUAUUAGCAAAAACACCUUCAGUUCGAGUGCUAAAACAUUUAAAUGCUUUGGUUCAUGUUGGUGUGGAUGCUUUUGUUAUGUGUGAUGAACAACCAUCAAAGUAUACUAAUAUAACAAGUCGUAUUUUAUAUGUUAAUGAUGAAAGUGUUGCUCAAUAUGGUUUAACUGGAAAUCGUGUUUGGGAUCGCGUUUUCGUUUGGUUAUAUAAUCAAACUUCACUAGAUUAUGUUUGGCUGAUGGAAGAAGAUGUUACAUGGAGUAAUAUACAUUAUAUGGUUGAUUUAUUUGAUAGAUAUGCGAAUAAUCAUGCAGACCUUUUAGCAAGAAAUAUUAUCUAUAGAAAUCGAGGAGCACGUCGCUGGCUGCAUUGGCCAAAAGUAUUUUUAAAAAUACUUCCAGAAAAUAAAUGGUCUGGUUCAUUAAAUAUGCUUUCACGUGUAUCACGUCGAUUAGUCAAUGCUCACCAAUACUAUGUUCAACAAUUAUUAUCUGAACGAAAAAAACCAAACGUAACACAAUUCGAUAAUGAUUAUUAUUAUCAAGAAUUUCUUAUUCCAACUGUUGGUCAUAUGUUUAAUUUAACAAUGCUUAUAUAUGAUUAUUCGAAAAUGGAUGUUUAUGUUUAUAGACUUAGCGAAAAUAAUAUUCGUAAUUCAUUAGAAGAUGGUAAACAUAUUUUUCAUUCUGUUAAACAUGAUAGUCCACUAUUAAUCAAUGCUACUGUAAUAAAAAAGAAAUAG
Molecule: messenger RNA, 888 nt
Organism: Adineta steineri
Lineage: Eukaryota; Metazoa; Rotifera; Eurotatoria; Adinetida; Adinetidae
Source: the annotation of a GenBank genome assembly